AUGUGCAAACACACAAACCCCACUCUUGUCGACCUACCUGUAGAGAUCGUCAGUCGCGAUGAAUCUUCAAACGCUAGUGUGCCAGAGGUCAUAACCCAUGAAGUACGAUUUGGCAUCCCUCUGCAGGACCAAAGACGUAUCUGGAUACUCGAGAAUUUAUUGAAUGAGAGCGUUCAUUCGGUCCUCGACAUCGGAUGCGGCGAAGGCGAUCUCAUGAGUUGUCUCUGCAACCCCGCGCCAUACCUCCCCAACCCACCUGCGCCACCUGUCCCUCCUCCGUCCUCUUCACCGCGACCGUCAACUCUCACGCACGAAGCUGAACCUGAACCAGAGAAAUUCAUCCAUAUCCACAAGCUACAAGGUCUCGAUAUAUCCCAUGAAUGCCUCGAAUGGACGAUCCGAUCCACCGCGCCACCUCCGCCCAGCCUCCCUGCCUCCCCAUCUCCUUCACCGUUCAUUCACCUCUCUCCGGACAAGGACCUGGAAGCAUCGCCAGAGCAGAAUCAUGUCGGUGCGCCCUCGGAGCAUACUCACAGUUCACCUUCUCCCCACGAGGACAAUGAACCAAAGCGAAGGAGAAAGCGGAGAAAGGAACGGGACUGGUCCUGGCGACCUCGCUGGGAAGAACUCGAAGUGAAGAUCUGGGAAGGCGGCCUGCAGACCUCGAACGAAGAAUUCGUCGGUGUGGAAUGUAUCGUCGCGACAGAAGUUAUCGAACACCUCCCACCGUCCAUCUUCCCCGCAUUCGCACCCGUGCUCCUAGGAAAAUAUCAUCCCCGCAUCUUACUCAUGACAACCCCCAACUACUCCUUCAACGAACUCUUUCGUCCUCCUCUUCCUCCUCUUCCUUCCCCUUCCCCUUCCCUGCCUUCCACCACCGGCGCCGGCGCCGGCGACACGUGGGGUUAUGCCGACCCGACCGACCGCACCACACGCCGAUUCCGCCACGACGACCAUAAAUUCGAGUGGACGCCGCGUGAGUGUCGGGAGUGGGCUGUUGCCGUGGGUGCGGAAUGGGGGUAUGAAGUCAGUGUGGGCGGGGUUGGGAGGGCGAAUGAGAGGGAUCCGUGGGGGAGGGAUUUGCGUGCGUCUGCGGAUGGGGAGGGAAAGGGGGAGGAGGAUGGGGAUAAGGUUUGGGGGACGCAGGUCGUGAGAUUUAGGAGGAUGGAUGGGGAGGUGAGUGGCGAUGAAGGCAGUGAAAAGGGUUGGGAGAGGAAGAGGGAGGAGAGGUAUGAGCGAUGGAAAAUGUGCAACAAGGCAAGGACGGAAGUCGAACCGGAUAUGAAAGAACAUGAACUACUCGCGACACAUCAUUACGCCAAACAUUCCCGCGCGGGCAAGCCUUCCUCCUUAGCAGAAGUGGCAGGUAUAGUUCGAGAAUAUAUGAGGGAAGCGGGUAUGAAGGAGAUGUCAAUGCAUUCUCUGUGGAUGGAAGAGGAAGUUGCAGAGGCGUGCGGCGGUUGGAUUGAGGUAUUGAUAUAUGCCGUUCAUGAAAGCAGGGAGGUCUUCGAGGUUCGGAAGGGUGGAGACGAUGACAAAAGGGUGAAUCGUAGAGAAGACGUGGACAGAGGAAGGGUCGUGAGGAGGGAGGAUUGGGUCGUUAUUUUGCUUGAGGAUCUGCCAAUUAUGGACGAGGUAGAUAGGCAGAAAGAGGAUGAGUCAGAAGCAGAGACAUCGGACGAGGACGAGGAUGAAGAUGAGAGACAGUACGGCAGAGAGUAUUCUAGUAGUGAUGUGGUCUGGGGAGGAGAGGACUCGGAAGAGACAACCGUGGUCGGUGACGCCACUGUGGACAGUGUAUGGGGGUGGGGUACGAGUGAAGGUGGAUGGGGCGGCGAAGGUGGCGGGUGGGGUGACACGAAGGAAUGGGGAAAUGCGGAAGCAUGGAGUUCGGUCGAACCACUGCAGGAGAAUCGUAGCUAG
Molecule: messenger RNA, 1923 nt
Organism: Stereum hirsutum FP-91666 SS1
Lineage: Eukaryota; Fungi; Basidiomycota; Agaricomycetes; Russulales; Stereaceae
Exons: 3
Coding region: 1-1923 (640 amino acids)
Biological process (GO): piRNA processing; siRNA processing; RNA methylation
Cellular component (GO): cytoplasm; nucleus
Molecular function (GO): O-methyltransferase activity; RNA methyltransferase activity
Source: RefSeq, a predicted model, not a curated record